AUGGCCCCUGUACAGGAGGGCCCCGCUGAGGGCAAGGCUUAUCCACACUGGGCCCCCACACGGCUCGCCCUGACCGCCCUGAGAGAGAACCUGUUUGUAACGCAGCCUAUUUCCUGCUGUUUGUCCUGCACUUACACAGCCGUCCCUGUCCUGCUGCAGUCUGGCCCCAGGACCCCAGCCCGUCUGUCUGACCACCCCCUCACCCCCUUCUCCGGCCCCUCUCCCCCCCUUCUCAUCCUUCAGUCCAGCACGCUCCAGUGUUUGAACAGCCGGGCCGGACACGGAGGCAGGGGGGGAGAGAUACUCGGCAGGAUAAGGCCAAAGCGACGUGACAGAGGCCAGAUAAAAGCAAAGGGAGAAGAUAGACAGAGGGUUGCCAGGUUGUGGGAAAAGACGCAGAGAUAG
Knipowitschia caucasica is the source of this 405-nucleotide messenger RNA. The record is from the annotation of a GenBank genome assembly. NCBI's taxonomy places the organism in Eukaryota, Metazoa, Chordata, Actinopteri, Gobiiformes, Gobiidae.